Molecule: messenger RNA, 1070 nt
Organism: Mercurialis annua (annual mercury)
Lineage: Eukaryota; Viridiplantae; Streptophyta; Magnoliopsida; Malpighiales; Euphorbiaceae
Product: cystinosin homolog
Exons: 8
Coding region: 59-883 (274 amino acids)
Biological process (GO): L-cystine transport
Cellular component (GO): vacuolar membrane
Molecular function (GO): L-cystine transmembrane transporter activity
Source: RefSeq, a predicted model, not a curated record
UUUCUAACGCUCAUUUCUUCUUGUCCAGCAAAAUUGGAAACACACAGAGAGAAAAAAAAUGGCGACAUGGAAUUCAAUUCCACUGGAAAUCACAUAUCAAACAUUGGGUUGGAUCGCUUUCUUUUCUUGGUCUAUCAGUUUCUACCCACAAGUCAUCUUGAAUUUUCGUCGCAAAAGUGUGGUGGGAUUGAAUUUUGAUUUUGUGGUGUUGAAUUUGACAAAGCACUCCUCUUAUUUGAUUUACAAUGCUUCUCUUUACUUUAGCUCUGCUAUUCAGCAACAGUAUUUUCAGAAAUUUGGCUUUGGACAGAUGAUACCUGUUGCUGCAAAUGAUGUUGCUUUUUCAAUACAUGCUGUACUGUUAACAGCAGUUACACUCAUUCAAAUUAUAAUCUAUGAUCGAGGAAAUCAAAAGGUCUCUAAGCUUUCUAUAGCAAUUGUAUGUGCCGUGUGGUUAACUGCUGCUAUCUGUUUUUUCGUAGCUUUACCUGGCCACUCUUGGUUGUGGCUCAUCACCAUAUUCAACUCAAUACAAGUUUUCAUGACAGUCAUCAAGUAUAUUCCACAGGCAAUAUUCAACUUUAUGAGAAAGAGCACCGACGGCUUUAGCAUUGGGAACAUUUUGCUUGAUUUUGUUGGAGGAGUGACAAAUUAUGGCCAGAUGGCUGUGCAAUCAAUAGAUCAAAAUUCGUGGGUGAACUUUUACGGCAACAUAGGGAAGACACUCUUAUCUGUGGUCUCCGUGUUCUUUGACCUCCUAUUCAUGUGUCAACAUUAUAUCUUAUACCCUGAAAAGAAAGCACAUCCAUCUCGGAAGAUCAAUAACGAAGGUGCAGAGCCACUGAUCAAGUCGUCCGAUGAAGUGACAUCAGAAAAUGUGUGAGACUUAGUUUGGCUCUUAAUGUAAUAAACCAAACACAUAAUAUAGUUUGUGUAAUGUAAAGAUAGUCCUGUAGUAUUUGCUUGUUGUACAAUCUCAAACUUUGUAUUGUAAAUAGCUUUUGUUUCGAGUAUAGGCAUUUCUCUGACAACAUAUAUUAUAUUCCAAUGCUAUCAGAAUUACGAUGCAA